Eimeria mitis is the source of this 1167-nucleotide messenger RNA. RefSeq lists its product as uncharacterized. The transcript is spliced from 3 exons. NCBI's taxonomy places the organism in Eukaryota, Apicomplexa, Conoidasida, Eucoccidiorida, Eimeriidae. Bases 1 to 1167 code for a protein of 388 amino acids. The record is from RefSeq and is a predicted model, not a curated record.
AUGGAGAACAAGGGUGGUUCUGAGGUAGCAAAGCUAUCAUCGCGUGUGGUUCAAUUUGUAUUAGAUAGCUCGCGCGCGGCGAUGAUAAAAGAGAAAGGGAGACAGAGAGGUUUCCCCGUGGAGACAGUUGAUCUGCGGAGACACCGGGAUAGAACAGCAGAAGAUGGUUUAGCUUUAUUGGUGCAGCAGCAGCAGCAGCAGCAGCAGCAGCAGCAGCAACAAGUUUAUACACUCGAACAACAUAGAAAAAUAGAAGCUGCUAUCUCUAUUCUAUCACAACAUAAAAAAGAAGAGACAGGAGACAGAGACAGACAACAUAGAUUCUGUGUUAGUGGUUUUCAUUGUACAGCCGAAGCAGCAGCAGCAGCAGGUCCCCCAACCCCAGCAGCAACAGCAGCACCACCACCACCACCAGCACCAGCCCCAGCAGCAGCACCAGCCCCACCCCCAGCACCAGCAGCAGCAGAUGCAGCAGCAGAUGCAGCAGCAGCAGAUGCAGCAGCAGCAGCAGCACCAGCAGCAGCAGAUGCAGCAGCAGCAGCAGCAGCAGCAGCAGCAGCAGCAGGAGAUGGUGCAGCAGCAGCAGACACAGACACAGUAGAAUUUUAUUGGACUCGUGUAUUAGGUGUCUCCGAUAUAUCUGUUAUAUUUGAAGUGCUGCCUGUGGGGUGUACACUAAAGGAGACAGUUGGUGAGGGUCCCCUUUCUAUGUCUCUGCUGCUGCAGCUGCAGCAGGAUGAUGCAGCAAGAGAUACAAGCGCAGAAGAGAGCGAUGAAGAGGAGACACCUACAGAGCUAGCUUCUUUCUUUCAAGGAGACACCCCACAUAUACAUAUACAACCAUGGCAGCAAGAACCUGAUGCUGCUGCUGCUGCUGCUGCUGCUGAUGAUGCUGCUGCUGCUGCUGAUGAUGAUGCAGCAGCAGAUGAUAGAGAGACAGAAAAGGAGACAGAAAAAGAAAAGGAAAGAUAUAAAGAAAUAAGUAAAAGGGAUACAGACAGAAGCGAUAUAAUUGAGGAGACACCUGAGGAGAUAGAAAACGAGACAGAGACAGAAAAAGAGACAGAGAAAAAGGAGACAGAGAAAAAGGAGACAGCAGCUGCGGAGACACCUGGGGAGACAGCUGGGGAGACAGCUGGGGAGACAGCUGGUGGCAGCAGCAGAUGA